Messenger RNA from Aplysia californica (California sea hare), 1203 nucleotides. Its product is annotated as putative tRNA (cytidine(32)/guanosine(34)-2'-O)-methyltransferase. Gene Ontology annotation, cellular component: cytoplasm. NCBI's taxonomy places the organism in Eukaryota, Metazoa, Mollusca, Gastropoda, Aplysiida, Aplysiidae. The transcript is spliced from 11 exons. Gene Ontology annotation, molecular function: tRNA methyltransferase activity. The coding region runs from base 110 to 1186 and encodes 358 amino acids. The record is from RefSeq and is a predicted model, not a curated record. Gene Ontology annotation, biological process: tRNA methylation; cytoplasmic translation.
CGGCUAUUUUACUAUAAAGUUUUUCUAUUUUUCUGAAUGUCUGCUGUCUGGGUACUACCAGGUAGAUCUAGAUUAGAUCUAGUAUGUGGGUUUGCUGACUUCUUGAAUCAUGGGCAGAUCUUCAAAGGAUAAACGGGACGUUUACUACCGAAGAGCAAAAGAAGAGGGAUGGAGAGCUCGGAGUGCUUACAAACUACUGCAAAUCAAUGAUGAUUUCGACAUAUUUGGAGGAGUGAAAAAAGUGGUUGACCUAUGCGCUGCACCAGGAAGCUGGAGCCAAGUCCUGGCCAAGAAACUGAGGGGUGCUGCAGGAGCCGAGUCUGAUGCCAAAAUUGUGGCUGUCGAUCUCCAGGCUAUGGCUCCUAUACCGGGUGUCAUCCAGAUACAGGGAGACAUCACCAAGAAAUCAACUGCUCAAGCCAUUAUCGGCCAUUUUGAAGGAGAGCAGGCAGAUCUGGUGGUGUGUGACGGAGCCCCUGAUGUGACGGGGCUUCAUGACAUUGACGAGUACAUUCAAGCACAGCUGCUGCUGGCUGCUCUGAACAUCACCACUCAUGUCCUCAAGUCAGGCGGGACUUUUGUUGCCAAGAUUUUCCGGGGCAAGGAUGUCACGCUACUGUACGCACAACUCAAGAUUUUCUUCCCGGAGGUCACAGUGUUCAAGCCUCGGAGCAGUCGCAACUCCAGUAUAGAGGCGUUUGUCGUAUGCCAGGGUUACUCCCCACCAGAGGGCUAUAUCCCCAACAUGUCCAACCCUCUGCUAGAUCAGCAAUACGAUUUGGAUUUCAACAAUCUGGAAGGUCCUAACCGUGUGAUUGUCCCAUUCCUGGCCUGUGGAGACUUGAGUGGGUUUGACUCGGAUAUGACUUAUCCUUUACAGCUGGGCGAGGGGGAGAGCUACACGUACCACUCGCCCACACAGUCCCCGAUCAACCCACCCUACAAGGAGGCCUGUGAACUGCGUCGGUCCGACAGGCUGGUCAAGCCAUCUGCCUCGGUUCUCACGUCUGCUGAUGAGGACAGGCAAGGAGUGGACAGUGGUCAACUGGGAGCUGGAGGUGCUGUAGGUGGUUGUGGUGAUAGUGGUAGUGGUGACAUUGUAUCGGGAAGCAGCCAGAAAAGUGUUGAAAAGACUGUAAAUGUUGAUGCUGUCAGUGGGAGUGUACGAGAUUUGGUAAUAAAGUAAAAUUGUUGUAAUUGUAA